UAAAAAAAAGCAAUAAACAAACAUGAGGCCAGCAAGGCUCUACUAGAGUUCAAGCAUCAAACCAAGCACAACAAAACAAGGUAUAAAACUAUAUAACAGUAGCACAGAAAAAAAAAAUCUAUGGACAAGGCCUACCCAGUACCCACCUCACCCUGCCCUGCCAUCCCCCCUUGUGAUGUGUGAAUGUCUCUAUCUUACUUGUGAUAGCCAGUAUCCUCACCUCACCCACAGCCCACCAAUCACAGCACUCCUUUGUAUUCUCUCUCCUACAUGCACUCCCCUCUACAAAACCACAACCAGCAUUUUUUUCUUUUUUCACAAUCCCCUUGACAGCACAGAGGCAACAGCAAAACACACUCUCAUCAGUGUCAGGUCUCCACACCACACCCAAGUACAGGUACACACAAGACAAUCCUCCCACUGAACUGAAUCCCAUCCACUCCUUUAUCAUCAUCACCAUUUCCCUCCUUCCCUUUUCCUCCCCUCAUUUCCAUUUCCAGUUGCAGCAAGAGCUGCCUCCUAGCUCUCUUCCUGCCAUCCAUGGCAAAUGCUUCCCUCCAAUCCUUUCUUCUUCACCACCACCAUUCUUUCCUUAGCAAUGGUAUCCAUGAGGGCUCCUCCCCUUCUAUAAUUCUCAAGCUCACAACAAACAGCAACAGCAGCAUUUCAUUCAAGCUCUUCUCCAACACCACCUCCUCCUCAUCAUCAUCAGUGACCACCACAGCAUCAACCCCCAACUCACCGGUGACCCCUGCUCCGGUAACAGCCUCGUCUCCGCCACCGCCUUCGCUGGAGCUCCUGGGCGCCCAGCUCGCCGAGAGGGAUUACCGGCAGGCCGACGAGACCACCCGCGCGCUCCUCAUCGAGCUCGCGGGCGAGCCAGCUCGGCGCCGAGGGUACGUCUUCUUCUCGGAGGUGCAGUUCAUCUCCGCCGAUGACCUCCGGGCCAUCGACGCGCUCUGGCAGGAGCACAGCGGUGGCCGGUUCGGGUACAGCGUGCAGCGGCGGCUGUGGGAGAAGUCGCGGCGCGACUUCACCCGCUUCUUCAUCAGGGUUGGGUGGAUGAAGAAGCUUGACACCGAGGUGGAGCAGUUCAACUACAGGGCCUUCCCUGAUGAGUUCAUCUGGGAGCUGAAUGAUGACACGCCAGAGGGGCAUCUCCCUCUCACCAAUGCCCUCAGAGGGACACAGCUCCUGGGCAACAUCUUCACACAUCCUGCCUUUGAAGAGGAGCAAGAAGAUGAAUUAGCAGCAGAGGAGAAUGACACACCUGAUAACACUGGUCAGAGUAAGGAUGGCAGCAAAGGGAAGGAGAGGCCAAAGUUCAUGAGAGAUUUCUUCAAGCCUGACUACUCCUUUUGAGAUUGGGGGGUAAUUAAAAAGCAUGGGAGUUUGUGAUGCAGAGAUGCUGGUCAUGGUGCAAUUGAUUUAGAAAAAAAAAAAAAGGAAACAUGUAUCCGUAGUUCAUCUGGAUUGUUAUGUCCUGUAAACAUGCGUGGGAAACUGCACAAUAUAUUAUGAAUAUAAUUGUUUGAGA
Oryza sativa Japonica Group (Japanese rice) is the source of this 1537-nucleotide messenger RNA. Its product is annotated as tetrapyrrole-binding protein, chloroplastic. NCBI's taxonomy places the organism in Eukaryota, Viridiplantae, Streptophyta, Magnoliopsida, Poales, Poaceae. Gene Ontology annotation, molecular function: tetrapyrrole binding. The record is from RefSeq and is a predicted model, not a curated record. Gene Ontology annotation, biological process: chloroplast-nucleus signaling pathway. Gene Ontology annotation, cellular component: chloroplast.